Messenger RNA from Penicillium paradoxum, 1512 nucleotides. Its product is annotated as putative MFS transporter. Gene Ontology annotation, cellular component: membrane. The coding region runs from base 1 to 1512 and encodes 503 amino acids. The transcript is spliced from 3 exons. NCBI's taxonomy places the organism in Eukaryota, Fungi, Ascomycota, Eurotiomycetes, Eurotiales, Aspergillaceae. Gene Ontology annotation, biological process: transmembrane transport. The record is from RefSeq and is a predicted model, not a curated record. Gene Ontology annotation, molecular function: transmembrane transporter activity.
AUGUCGAGUUUGGAACGGACAUCGUCGCCAGAUGGCACGGCGAAGAAGACGGACAUAUUGGACACCAUCGAGGAGCCCAACAAAUUGCAAGGCUAUGGCUCUGUUCCAGGUGUUAUGGACGAUGUGACUCGUGUCGUGGACCACAAGGCUGAACGACGUCUCUGUCGGAAGUUUGAUUUUCGUCUUCUUCCAAUUCUUGCAAUCAUGUACCUAUUCAAUGCCCUAGACAAAGGAAAUCUGGGUAAUGCGGAGACGGACGGAAUGAGUAAAGAUCUGAACUUCAAACCGAACGAGUACAACCUAUUAUUAUCGAUCUUCUUCGUACCGUUCGUGAUCUUUGCACCACCAUUCUCGAUGCUUGGAAAGAAGUUCAGCCCAGCACGCGUACUUCCAAUUCUGAUGUUCUCAUUUGGUUCCCUCACGAUACUCUCCUCGGCAGCUUACAAUUUCAGUGGCAUGUUCGCCCUGCGCUGGUUCCUGGGCAUGUCCGAGGCGGCGUUUUUCCCACUGGUGAUCUACUACUUGACCACCUUCUAUCGUCGUGGAGAGCUUGCCCGUCGCCUGGCUAUUUUCUACGCCGCAUCAAAUAUCGCCAGCGCUUUCUCCGGACUUAUCGCGUUUGGAGUGUUCCAAAUUGAGGGAUCUAGCCUCCCAAAUUGGCGGUACCUGUUCAUCAUCGAGGGAGGCAUCACAGUCCUCUUCGCCAUCUUUGCGUACAUUUAUCUCCCAUUGAGUGCCGCCGAGGCAAAGUUCUUAACCGAAGAAGAGAAGACGCUGGCUUUCCACCGAAUCCAGGUUGACUCCAGCGCGGUAGUGAACGAGAAGUUCCGCUUCCGCGAGGCCCUGGGUAUUUUCAAGCAACCCACCACAUAUGCAUUCCUGUGUAUUGAAAUCUGUCUUGGUGUGCCCUUGCAGGGUGUCGCGCUCUUUAUGCCGCAGAUCGUCGGAGGCUUGGGUUAUCCCACUGUGAAAACCAACUUGUACACUGUUGCGCCCAAUGUGACAGGAGCGGUCAUGCUGUUGGUUCUCGCCUUUUCAUCUGAUUGGGUCAAACUCCGAUCACCUUUCAUCGUGCUAGGCUUCCUAUUCACUUUCGCCGGGUUCAUGAUCUAUGCAUCCAUCGACGAUGUCCAGAGUAACAUCCAGGUAGCCUACUUUGCCACAUUUAUGAUGACCUGGGGUACAUCCGCUCCAUCCGUCCUGCUCAGUACUUGGUACAACAACAAUAUCGCCCACGAGGGUCGCCGCGUGCUGUUGACUAGUAUUGGCGUGCCAUUGGCCAACUUGAUGGGCUUGGUCAGCAGCAACUUGUUCCGGAAGGAAGAUGCACCUAAGUAUAUGCCUGCGCUGAUCAGCGUGGGUGCAUUCGGUGCUACCGGCGCCUGUUUGGCAGGUUGUCUGGGACUCUACAUGUGGCUGGACAACAAGCGACGCGAUCGCCGUGAGAGGAGUCACGCUCCAGGCACGAGAUAUUCCAACGGAGCGGAUGCGAGAUGGGCCGGCAUCUGCUGA